GACAAUUUGACAUUUCAAUUUUCAUCUUGCCUUUUGCCGGAAAGUGAAAUUGAUAAAGUUCUUUAUGUUAUUUACAAUUCUUAUAUAUUAUCCAUUUGUAUCUUUAUAUUAUGUAUAUCCUUUAGUGUAGUGACUGUGAGUUUGAAUUUAAACUAUGGAAGACACAAAGAAAGGCGCCCAAACGCCGACUGUAGAGGAAUUAAAGACGAAAGGCAACGAGUGUGUCAAGAACGAGAAAUUUAUUGAAGCCGUGCUUCAUUAUACCCAAGCCAUAAAAUUGGACCCAUGCAAUUACGUAUUGUACAGUAACAGAUCGUUUGCAUUUUUAAAAUUGGACCAACAUUACUUAUCACUUCAAGAUGCAAAUGAAACUGUUAGGUUGCAACCAAUGUGGGCUAAGGGUUACUUCCGCCGUGCAGAGGUUGAGGCAGCCAGUGGAUUACAUGACGAAGCAAUCAUAUCAUACACAAGAGCUCUGCAACUGGAUCCACAGAAUACCAAACUGAUGGAGUGUAUUAAAAGCAUUAGUGACAUGCAGAAAAAGAGGACAAAAGAUAAUCAUAACAUAAUAUGGAUUUGUACUUGUGUGGGACUAAUUAUAGGAAUUGCUGUAGUGGUAUUGGACUACUCUUUGACAGCUAAUCCUACUUUAACACAUCCGUUUAGUAUGGUAGCAUUUUCAAUAGCACUGGCUGCAUUGGGGUGGUCCAUUGGCAAGGGGGCAACACUGAUGAACACGUGGAGUGCAGGCAAAUCCUUACAGCCCCCAGAAGAUUUAGAUGUGAAUCAUGAAUCCAAAGAAAAAGACACUGUGCCAGAGAAAAAAGCGAAAUACAGCAAAGCCCAAGCAAGACAGAGGUAUAAACAGGGGAAACUAUAGCUAUGAGAAUUUUUGUUUUGUCGUCAAAUGUUUGCUUAUAGAAAUCUAAGCUUAUAACCUGGUUAUGGUAAGGCGGGUGUUUGUAGAAUGUAGGGAUAUCUAAGUGAUGUGUUCAAAUGAGUGGAUGAAAACAUUCUUAGGAAACAAAAGACAUUUCAAUUGGUGAUAAUGACAAAGACAUGAUUUAAAAAUGUACCUCAAAUCUUCUUGAAAAUUUAUUCCAAACCCUGUUACUUUUGUACUUAAAAUACGAGUUCUUUCGAAUAUUUAAAGUUUACACAUUAUUCCUUUAGAAAUAAAAAAUAACAUUAAUUA
Pectinophora gossypiella (pink bollworm) is the source of this 1195-nucleotide messenger RNA. Its product is annotated as small glutamine-rich tetratricopeptide repeat-containing protein alpha-like. NCBI's taxonomy places the organism in Eukaryota, Metazoa, Arthropoda, Insecta, Lepidoptera, Gelechiidae. The transcript has 5 exons. Bases 155 to 880 code for a protein of 241 amino acids. Gene Ontology annotation, molecular function: Hsp90 protein binding. The record is from RefSeq and is a predicted model, not a curated record.